This is a messenger RNA of Paramecium tetraurelia, 1668 nucleotides long. RefSeq lists its product as uncharacterized. Gene Ontology annotation, molecular function: phosphoprotein phosphatase activity. The transcript is spliced from 4 exons. NCBI's taxonomy places the organism in Eukaryota, Ciliophora, Oligohymenophorea, Peniculida, Parameciidae. The record is from RefSeq and is a predicted model, not a curated record.
AUGCAGAGCAAUCAAUAGCAACUGAAAACUUCCAAUUAACUCAAAACUAAUAAGCCUCCUAUUGAUAUUCGAUCAUCAAGAAAUAAUUACGAGUAAUCAGCAGAUAAGUCCCCAAUAAAUAAGUCAUUUAAUGAUAAAAAAAAAUCUAUUCCAAAAGCACAUGCAAUUUUACAAGAGUUGUUUUACAAAAGAUAAAAUUCUCAAGAACAAUUAUUUAAAAGAACCUCCAGUCCAAAAUCAUAACUAGACAACACAUCUAUAAAUAAAUCAUAACGAUCUAUUUCGCCUCAAAUUCUUUACUAAAUGCCUUUUGAGAUUAAAAAAAUCUACUAAUAAAUAAAUCAAAGACUAGAUUAAUAAAAAUAAUAACAAAAUUGCAAAAAUAAAGAUACUUAAAAAUAUAAGACUGAAGAAUCAAAGUCUCAUAAAAAUGAAUCAACAAGUUCUACUAUAAAUGAUUCAGAUGAAUAAAUUUAAAAUCUCAUCAAUUUAGAAGAAAUUGUGUUUACCAUCAUGGCAGUUAUUAGUAGAAAAAAGAAAGUCAUCAAUUAAUGUAAAAAUUAUCUUAAUCGAAUAUCUCACUUCAUAUUGGAAGAAAAAGAUAAAAUUACUUAACAAAUACUCUCUAAGUAAAUACAUCUAGAGAGAAUAGGCAUCUUAGUUAUUCUAUACAAAGCAUUAUCUGACACUUUUGAAGAAGAUCAAUAGAAUUUAAAAAACCUGUUAUUCUAUAUUCACAAUAGUAUGAUUUUACAUCUUCAAUUAAUCAAUCAAUCUAAUACUCUCUCACAAUCUCAAAGAGCAUUGAUACAAGCCAGAUUAAAUAAAGUCAGACCAUAAAAAAACUAUCAAUUUUUAGAUAUCAAUUUGAUCCGUAAAAAUUGCAAUGUCGUUUAUUCACUCCUAGUAUUAUUUGUUGAGAAUUCAACAGAUGAUAAACUAAGUUCUUUGGAAAAAACCUUAGCAAACCUAGAUAGAAUCACUUUACAUUAGGGAACUGAAUUCAUUAAACAGGAAUAUCAAAAAAUUUUAUCUCACAUUGAAUAGUUAAGAUUGACAAUGGAUUCAUAAGAUUUCUAAUUUGACUAUGAAGAAGUGAUAGAUUGUUAUUAGAUACCUUAUUUAUCUAAGACGAAUAGAUACACUUUAGUCAUAGAUUUAGAUGAGACUUUGGUUCAUUACUAAGAAUUAGUAGAUGAGGGCCAGUUCUUAGUUAGACCUUUUGCACAGCAAUUUCUGAAGGAUAUGUCUAAAUUUUAUGAAAUUGUUAUUUUUACUGCUGCACAACAAGAUUACGCAGAUUUCAUUUUAGAUCUUAUUGAUGAAGAUAAAUCCAUCACCCAUAGACUAUACAGAUAACAUACCACUCUGGUCAAAAACACAUAUGUAAAGGAUAUUUAAAAGAUUGGAAGAGAUAUUAAGAAAACCAUAAUCAUAGAUAAUUUAGCUGAAAAUUUUUAAUUGCAACCUGACAAUGGAAUACAAAUCUAAAGUUGGUACGGGGAUUUAGAUGAUCAAGCUCUAUUAUUGUUGUCUCCAUUAUUAAUUUAAAUUGUCUAGAAGAAGAUUCCAGAUGUAAGGGAGGCUCUAAGGAAGUUCAGGGAUCAAAUGCAAAGAAACAUAGAGGCUGGAAUAUCAGAUCCUCAUUUGCAUUUAAGCUUAGAGUGA